AUGUCUGAGGAGGGCGCAGCGGUCCCAGCGGGGCAGAAGUCAUCAUGGGGAAGCUUCAUCAAGCAACUGGCCUCGUUCAACGGCGACCUCUCGACCAUGACCGCACCAGCCUGGAUCGUGUCCGACAAGUCACUCACCGAGUUCUCCGCGUAUUGGGCUGAAAUGCCCAGUCUCCUCGUUGCCCCAGCAAAAGAGCAGGACCCAGAGAAGCGUAUGGCUUUGGUGCUCAAGUGGUUCUUGUCAACUCUCAAGCAGCAAUACGCCAGCAGAAACGAGAAGCUCGGCAGUGAGAAGAAACCACUCAACCCUUUCCUCGGCGAGCUCUUCCUAGGCAAGUGGGAAGACCAGGCUGGCGAGACCCGGCUCGUCAGUGAGCAGGUUUCCCACCAUCCACCCACCACUGCGUACAGCAUCUGGAACAACCAGCACGGUGUCAGGCUACAAGGCUAUAACGCACAGAAGGCCAGCUUCGGAACUACCAUCAAUGUUCGCCAGGUCGGCCACGCCAUCUACCACAUCGACCAGUUCAAUGAAGACUACAUCAUCACACUUCCCGCUCUACACAUCGAGGGUCUCAUCAAAGGCGCGCCCUUUGUCGAGCUGAAUAAGAGCAGUUACAUCGUUUCAUCAUCUGGCCUCGCAGCACGAAUCGACUACUCUGGUGCCGGCUGGGUAUCCGGCAAGAAGAAUUCGCUCAGUGCGAUCAUCUACCCACACGGCAAGGAGAAGAGCAAGAGCAGCGUUCUGUACAAGGCGAAGGGCAGCUGGACCGAUUCAUUCACCAUCGAGGACUCCCACGGUAAGGUGGUGGAGACCUACGACGCAAAGAGGGAGCCCAAGACAGAACUGCAAGUAGCGGACAUCAAGGACCAAGACCCCCUCGAGACACGACGAGCAUGGAAGAAGGUGGCAGACUCGAUCGCUAAGGGUGACAUGAACUUGGUGUCGGUCGAGAAGAGCAAGAUUGAGGAACACCAGCGUGCCCUGAGGAAGAAGGAGAAGGAGGCUGGCAAGGACUGGGAGCGGACGUUCUUCAGUCAGGCCAAGAGCCUGCCGAUCUUCGAGAAGCUCAUCAAAGAAGUGCCAUCAGGGAGCUUGGAGCAGGAUCAGACUGGUGGUAUCUGGGUGUUUGAUCAGGAGAAGGCCAAGAAUGCCAAGCCACCGUUCAGCCAGCUGAGCACCGAGUGGAAGGAUGGUCUAUGA
Fulvia fulva is the source of this 1203-nucleotide messenger RNA. Its product is annotated as Oxysterol-binding 4. Lineage: Eukaryota; Fungi; Ascomycota; Dothideomycetes; Mycosphaerellales; Mycosphaerellaceae. Gene Ontology annotation, biological process: piecemeal microautophagy of the nucleus; exocytosis; maintenance of cell polarity. Gene Ontology annotation, molecular function: oxysterol binding. The transcript is spliced from 2 exons. The record is from RefSeq and is a predicted model, not a curated record. The coding region runs from base 1 to 1203 and encodes 400 amino acids. Gene Ontology annotation, cellular component: cytosol; intracellular membrane-bounded organelle; membrane.